Calidris pugnax (ruff) is the source of this 10859-nucleotide messenger RNA. RefSeq names its product protein tyrosine phosphatase, receptor type, D (gene PTPRD). The record is from RefSeq and is a predicted model, not a curated record. NCBI's taxonomy places the organism in Eukaryota, Metazoa, Chordata, Aves, Charadriiformes, Scolopacidae. Gene Ontology annotation, biological process: protein dephosphorylation. Gene Ontology annotation, molecular function: protein tyrosine phosphatase activity; protein binding. The transcript is spliced from 44 exons. The coding region runs from base 1172 to 6931 and encodes 1919 amino acids.
AGGGGCUCCGACGGCUUUCAUUGCUGGGAGAUACUUUGAGGGCAAAGUAAAAGUGCCCCCCCGAGAGCACCGCGCUGCUGCCUCCGCCGCCGCCGCCGCCGCCUCAGAGAUGCUACAGUAUCAGGAGAAGAAGAAAUGAGUUUGGAGUUGAUGUACCCGCCGGAGCAGCAGUAAAAAGAUACAAGAUAUCGACACGCUCAGCUGCAUCUUGUUAAAAGCUUCCUGCGGGUUGGCAGAAUGAAAUCUUUAUUUAAAAUACACAAACUAUCGUCAGGGGAGGGAACGGAAGGGAAAACAGUAAAAGGGCCAAACGCGAUGCUUAACCCACCGGUAUAAGCAAAAGAGGAGGAGAAGCGAUGAGAUUGGUUUCGGGCGAACAGAAGGGGGGUGUGGGGUGUGCCUUCCUUGCAAGCCCAGCCGCAGCAGCCACCCGGGGACUCAGCGUCUCUACCCGAUUCUCUCUUUGAUGGUGAUGAUAGUUGCUCUGGUAGGGGAAAGGGAUUUAGGAAUACCAGAAGCAUAAUUCGUGCUCACACUUGGGUGUGAACGAUAGGAAAACGUGCCUCUCCACUACAUCCACAGCAACGCUCUCUUAAGUGGUGUUCCUUCUGGGCCUGUGUGGACUAGGAGCACAGCGCGGCGCCUGACCGGCAGGAGGGGAAAAGCGGAGACUCCUUCAGGUUUCCAAAGAGGUCCAAGCGGACUGCAUUAGGAAAUCUUGAAGAGUCUUACACUUUUAACCCUCCAGUCAUUGAUUGCGCUCUGAGGAUAUUGUGAUGAUGUGGUGGGAGUAAAAACCAAGUGCUUUCCUGGCCCUUUACAACAUAGUUAAGAAUUUGACUGACAGAAUGCUGGCACCAGCUGUGGAAGAGCUGAUCAGCCUCAACUCCAAAUCUCUAUCCUGAGACAUAACAACAGGAUGUUCCUCAGAGAAGAAUCUCAGGAUAGAGAAUCUUUGAUUGAGUUCCAAACCUGCAAGCUCAGGGUUCUGUUGGUCUGCAAGUAAGCUGGGCAAUACAAGGAGUUGGAAUUCACAAAGUUGAGGUGAGAAAUUCAGUGGACAGCGCCAUAAUCUACAAGGAUUCAAAGCUCUGAAAAUACUUCAUCUGAAAUUUCAGACCGGACAGGCUCGCAGUGGCUUCUAAGCCAGUGAGAACAAGGCUGCCAAAGCAUGCUGGUGCCAAGCUGUCAGAUGAUGCGCAUUGUCACGCCAGUGGUGGUACUCCUGUGCUUGCUGCUCUAUGCUGAUGCUGAAACACCACCAAAGUUUACAAGAACUCCGGUUGACCAGACAGGGGUUUCUGGAGGAGUCGCCUCAUUCAUCUGUCAAGCCACAGGAGAUCCAAGACCUAAAAUCGUCUGGAACAAAAAGGGAAAGAAAGUCAGCAAUCAGAGAUUUGAGGUAAUAGAGUUUGAUGAUGGAUCUGGAUCAGUUCUCAGAAUACAACCACUGCGCACACCACGAGAUGAAGCUAUUUAUGAAUGUGUGGCUUCCAACAGUGUUGGUGAAAUAAGUGUGUCCACAAGACUCACUGUUUUACGGGAGGAUCAAAUUCCUCGAGGUUUCCCCACCAUUGAUAUGGGCCCACAGCUGAAGGUGGUUGAACGAACUCGUACAGCUACCAUGUUAUGUGCAGCCAGUGGCAAUCCUGAUCCCGAAAUAACUUGGUUCAAAGAUUUCUUACCUGUUGACACAAGCAACAACAACGGCCGCAUCAAGCAGUUACGCUCAGAAUCUAUUGGUGGUACACCAAUAAGAGGUGCCCUCCAAAUUGAACUGAGUGAAGAAUCUGACCAAGGCAAAUAUGAGUGUGUUGCAACCAACAGUGCGGGUACACGCUAUUCCGCCCCUGCCAAUCUAUAUGUCAGAGAGCUGCGAGAAGUUCGACGGGUCCCACCAAGGUUCUCUAUCCCCCCCACCAAUCAUGAGAUCAUGCCUGGCGGGAGUGUAAAUAUCACAUGUGUUGCGGUGGGGUCACCAAUGCCAUAUGUGAAAUGGAUGCUAGGAGCAGAAGAUUUGACACCUGAGGAUGAUAUGCCAAUAGGGAGGAACGUCCUUGAGCUUAAUGAUGUCAGGCAGUCUGCAAACUAUACUUGCGUUGCUAUGUCUACCCUUGGUGUUAUAGAAGCAAUAGCGCAGAUAACUGUCAAAGCCUUACCCAAACCUCCUGGGACACCUGUGGUGACAGAGAGCACAGCGACAAGCAUAACAUUGACCUGGGAUUCUGGAAACCCUGAGCCAGUUUCUUACUACAUCAUCCAACACAAACCCAAAAACUCUGAGGAGCCGUAUAAAGAAAUUGAUGGGGUGGCCACAACACGCUAUAGCGUGGCUGGCCUAAGCCCGUAUUCAGAGUAUGAAUUUCGGGUAGUUGCUGUAAAUAACAUUGGGCGAGGGCCACCCAGUGAUCCGGUGUCAACAAGGACUUCAGAACAAGCACCUUCAAGUGCACCGCGCAAUGUGCAAGCCCGUAUGUUGAGCUCUACCACCAUUUUGGUACAGUGGGAAGAACCUGAGGAACCUAAUGGGCAAAUACAAGGUUACAGAGUUUAUUACACCAUGGACCCCACUCAACAUGUCAACAGUUGGAUGAAGCACAAUGUGGCUGACAGCCAUAUUACCACUAUUGGGAAUCUGAUACCCCAGAAAACAUACUCUGUGAAGGUUCUUGCUUUUACUUCUGUUGGGGAUGGACCACUUUCUAGUGACAUUCAAGUCAUCACUCAAACAGGAGUGCCUGGCCAGCCAUUGAACUUCAAAGCAGAACCUGAGUCUGAAACAAGCAUACUACUUUCCUGGACACCUCCACGCUCUGAUACUAUUUCCAGCUAUGAACUGGUUUACAAAGAUGGGGAGCAUGGGGAGGAGCAACGGGUUUCCACAGAACCCACUACAUCUUAUCGCCUGCAAGGCUUAAGGCCAAACAGCUUGUACUUAUUCCGUCUAGCUGCACGGUCUCCACAAGGCCUGGGUGCUUCAACAGCAGAAAUCUCAGCAAGAACCAUGCAGUCAAAGCCAUCAGCUCCUCCUCAAGACAUUAGUUGCACAAGCCCCAGCUCCACUAGCAUUUUGGUAAGUUGGAAACCUCCACCGGUGGAAAAACAGAACGGCAUUAUCACUGAAUACUCCAUCAAGUACAUUGGGAUUGAUGGAGAAGAUGUCAAGCCCCAUGAAAUUUUGGGAAUUUCCUCGGACAGUACCCAGUACCUUUUGGAACAGCUGGAAAAAUGGACUGAGUACCGGAUCUCUGUGACUGCCCACACUGAUGUUGGACCUGGCCCAGAGAGCUUAGCAGUAUUGAUUCGGACAGAUGAAGAUGUUCCUAGUGGUCCUCCUCGCAAAGUCGAGGUAGAGGCUGUCAACUCUACUGCUGUUAAAGUGUCAUGGCGCUCACCUGUACCCAAUAAGCAGCAUGGUCAAAUCCGAGGAUACCAGGUCCACUACGUGAGGAUGGAAAAUGGAGAGCCAAAGGGUCAGCCUGCGCUGAAGGACAUCAUGCUGGCUGAUGCACAGUGGGAAUAUGAUGAUACUACUGAACAUGAAAUGAUAAUUUCUGGGCUUCAGCCUGAAACUACGUACUCCUUCACUGUGACAGCGUAUACAACAAAAGGUGAUGGAGCUCGCAGCAAGCCUAAACUCGUAUCGACUGCUGGUGCAGUUCCAGGCAAACCUCGACUUGUGAUUAGCCACACACAGAUGAACACGGCUCUAAUUCAGUGGCACCCUCCUGUCGACACUUUUGGCCCGCUGCAGGGUUAUCGGCUGAAGUUUGGUCGCAAAGACGUGGAUACAUUUACCACCAUGGAGUUCUCAGAGAAGGAAGAUCACUUCACAGCCACAGAUAUUCACAAAGGAGCUUCUUACGUCUUCAGGCUCUCAGCUAGAAAUAAAGUGGGCUUUGGGGAGGAGAUGGUUAAAGAGAUUUCUGUUCCUGAAGAGGUACCCAGUGGAUUUCCCCAAAAUCUCCACUCGGAAAGCUCUACUUCUACAUCAGUUCAAUUAACUUGGCAGAUGCCACUCUUGGCAGAGAGAAAUGGCAUUAUCACCAAAUAUACCAUCUUGUACAGAGAUAUCAAUGUUGCUUACCAGCCAGUUGAACUCCCAGUUGUUCCUGCUGAUACCACUAUGACACUUUCUGGCUUAAAACCAGAUACCACAUAUGAUGUAAAAGUACGUGCCCACACAAGCAAAGGGCCUGGUCCAUAUAGUCCAAGUGUCCAGUUCAGGACACUACCCGUGGAUCAAGUGUUUGCAAAAAAUUUUCAUGUUAAAGCAGUAAUGAAGACUUCUGUUUUGCUGUCCUGGGAAAUUCCAGAAAAUUACAAUUCAGCCUUGCCUUUCAAAAUCCUUUAUGAUGAUGGGAAAAUGGUAGUGGAGGUUGAUGGACGUGCUACUCAAAAGCUGAUCACUAACUUGAAGCCAGAGACAUCAUAUUCGUUUGUGCUGACAAACAGAGGGAAUAGUGCUGGGGGUCUUCAGCACAGAGUGACAGCAAAGACUGCACCAGAUGUGCUUCGCACCAAGCCAGUCUUCAUUGGAAAGACCAACUUAGACGGCAUGAUAACUGUGGAACUUCCAGAAGUACCUUCAAAUGAGAAUAUAAAAGGUUAUUACAUAGUUAUUGUGCCUUUGAAGAGGUCUCGUGGAAAAUUUAUCAAACCAUGGGAGAGUCCAGAUGAAAUGGAACUAGAUGAGCUGCUUAAGGAGAUAGCUAGGAAACGCAGAAGCAUUCGUCUUGGGAGAGAAGUUGAAUUAAAGCCAUAUAUUGCAGCUCACUUCGAAGUUCUUCCGACAGAGUUCACGUUGGGGGAUAAGAAGCAUUAUGGUGGCUUUGAGAAUAAGCAGCUGCAGAGUGGUCAAGAAUAUGUCUUUUUUGUGUUGGCUGUAAUGGAGCACUCAGAAUCUACCAUGUAUGCAACCAGUCCAUAUUCUGAUCCUGUUGUGUCCAUGGAUCUUGAUCCCCAACCAAUUACAGAUGAGGAAGAAGGCCUGAUAUGGGUUGUUGGCCCAGUUCUUGCAGUGGUGUUUAUCAUCUGUAUUGUUAUUGCUAUACUUCUUUAUAAAAGGAAGAGGGCUGAAUCUGAUUCUAGAAAGAGCAGCAUACCUAACAACAAGGAGGUCCCCUCUCACCAUCCCACAGACCCAGUGGAGCUGCGACGUCUCAAUUUUCAAACUCCAGGUAUGGCCAGUCACCCCCCAAUACCCAUCUUGGAACUUGCAGAUCACAUAGAAAGAUUGAAAGCAAAUGACAAUUUGAAGUUCUCACAGGAGUAUGAGUCUAUUGAUCCUGGUCAGCAGUUCACAUGGGAACACUCUAACCUGGAAGUAAACAAACCAAAGAAUAGAUACGCAAAUGUAAUUGCAUAUGACCAUUCUCGUGUUCUUCUCUCAGCAAUAGAAGGCAUACCAGGCAGUGACUAUAUCAAUGCUAACUACAUAGAUGGAUACAGAAAGCAGAAUGCUUAUAUAGCAACGCAAGGGGCAUUACCAGAAACCUUUGGUGACUUCUGGAGAAUGAUGUGGGAGCAGCGGGGUGCAACAGUCGUCAUGAUGACAAAACUAGAGGAGAGGUCCAGGGUGAAGUGUGAUCAGUACUGGCCAAGCAGAGGCACAGAAACUUACGGACUAAUCCAAGUGACCCUUUUAGACACUGUUGAAUUGGCAACAUACUGUGUUCGUACAUUUGCACUUUACAAGAAUGGUUCAAGUGAAAAAAGGGAAGUGAGGCAAUUCCAGUUCACUGCCUGGCCUGACCAUGGUGUCCCAGAACACCCAACACCAUUCUUAGCUUUCCUGAGACGAGUCAAGACCUGCAACCCACCUGAUGCUGGUCCUAUGGUAGUACAUUGCAGUGCUGGAGUCGGCAGGACUGGCUGUUUCAUUGUGAUAGAUGCCAUGUUAGAGAGAAUAAAGCAUGAAAAGACUGUAGAUAUUUAUGGCCACGUAACUCUAAUGAGAGCGCAGAGGAAUUACAUGGUUCAAACUGAGGACCAAUACAUCUUUAUCCACGAUGCACUGCUGGAAGCAGUGACGUGUGGAAAUACCGAAGUGCCAGCCAGAAACCUGUAUGCAUAUAUCCAGAAGCUGACACAGAUAGAAACGGGCGAGAAUGUCACAGGAAUGGAACUGGAGUUUAAGCGUCUUGCUAGCUCUAAGGCUCACACUUCAAGAUUCAUCAGUGCCAAUCUUCCAUGUAAUAAAUUCAAAAAUCGCCUUGUCAAUAUUAUGCCAUAUGAGUCUACAAGGGUAUGCUUGCAGCCAAUCCGAGGAGUAGAAGGCUCUGAUUAUAUUAAUGCCAGUUUCAUUGAUGGAUACAGACAACAAAAAGCUUACAUAGCUACACAGGGUCCUUUAGCAGAAACAACUGAAGACUUCUGGAGAAUGCUCUGGGAGCAUAAUUCUACAAUUGUGGUCAUGCUCACUAAGCUACGAGAAAUGGGCAGAGAAAAAUGCCACCAGUACUGGCCUGCAGAGCGCUCAGCCAGAUAUCAGUAUUUUGUGGUAGAUCCAAUGGCAGAGUACAACAUGCCACAGUAUAUUCUGAGGGAAUUCAAGGUUACAGAUGCAAGGGAUGGCCAGUCCCGAACAGUGAGGCAGUUCCAGUUCACUGACUGGCCAGAACAAGGAGUGCCAAAGUCUGGAGAAGGAUUUAUUGACUUUAUAGGCCAAGUGCACAAAACAAAAGAGCAGUUUGGUCAGGAUGGACCAAUUUCUGUGCAUUGCAGUGCGGGUGUUGGAAGGACUGGAGUAUUCAUAACCCUGAGUAUUGUGUUAGAAAGAAUGAGAUAUGAAGGUGUUGUAGAUAUCUUCCAGACUGUCAAAAUGUUAAGGACACAGCGGCCAGCCAUGGUACAGACAGAGGAUCAAUACCAAUUCUGCUAUCGAGCCGCACUGGAAUAUCUGGGCAGCUUUGAUCACUAUGCAACAUAAAAACCCAUCGUGGAUUUUUAUUGCAGGCCCUUUAAGAUCCAGAGAGCCGCUUCUGAGCCAUACAAUGUGCUUUAGAAGUACUUCUUAACUCUUAGCUAAGGAGCAAUUAUUGGGGAUAUAUAAAAUAAAAAACAAAAGAACAAAACUAAUGGGGAUACAUAAAACAACAACAACAACAACAACAAACAACAACAACAAACUAUUCCAUGUGGACCAAGAAUUCACAGUUUAAUAACCUAACCAUAAUAAAAGAACCCUGACCACUGAGGCGUCUGAAGGAUCUCAUUUACAGAUACCUCAAGGGUUUGACAUUGGUUGAAGUUAAAAGGAAGAGGAAAAUAAUCAUAAAGAAUGAUCUCUUGUUCAGGAUUUCAUGCUUUUGCAAAGAGGAAUUUUGAGAGAACUGCGUUUCAGUGCAAGAUGUUUGUUAAACUAUUUGGUCCUGGCUUCUCAAAUAAAGCAGACUCUCGACUUCAACAUCACCCCUUCCCAUCAUACUGCUCAUCAUAACACUUUAGGGAAAAUGUGGGAAUGAUUAAAAAGGAAGUCCUUGAUUUAGUUUUUUAGUAUUGUAAAGAUACUGCUGACCUGUGCUUCAUUUUUAACUGUGUAAACUUUUUUCCUUUUUUUAACAAGAGUUUAUCAAUCAUUGAAGUGAAUUAAAGAAAAGGUUGCAUAACUGGUAAUCUUUUUGUUUAAAAACUGUAGAUUUUUUUUAAGCUGUAGAACUGUUAUCUGUAAUAUUGUGCUGUAGAAAUGUUAAAUAAUUUCAAAAUUUGCACAUUUUUGUGCAGUCCUAUAUUUAUCUACAGUACCACCGUCUUGUUAGAUACUACUCUUGCAAUUUUGUUUGUUUUCUUUUUCUUUAAGAAAAUAUCCAUUGUAAUCAGUUAAAUCAAAAUGGGGCUUUUUUGGUUUCUUUUGGAAUCAACAGGGAGGCGCAAAGUAUAAAGACGCUGCUAACACACACACGCAUGCACACAUAUGCACAUGCACACCCACACCCUCGCUCUCUGUCUAUAUAUAUAUUAGUAUAUGUACAUAUUACUGUCUACCCUCGUCUAACUCUCUGAUUGGUAACAGAGAUGCAGAUGGGUAGAUAUUCACACACCUACACAUAAAUAUAUAUCAAUUCUUCCAUAUCUGGACUUAUCAAAGCAUUGGGAAAGUUUUCCAGCAUACUACAAUUACAUUAGACUACUAUUUGAUCAUCUCUGCAUUUCCAAGGUCCAUAACCUUCUAUUGCAAAGGGAAGUGAGGAAUGCACAUCAUUGAUAUUUGAACGUCAUGUCUAUCUCAAAUAAUAUUUCUAUCCACAUUGCCACUUGAACACACACACACACACGCACACACACACAUGCACACACGCACAAAGUAUGUGAUUUAGGCUUCCAGUGAAGUUCAAUAUUUGUAACACUAUAGUGCAAUAAGAAAUCAUAUUAUUAAAUGUAGGAAGUGUGCAUGUGGGAAAGGUCAGUGCAUAUCCCUUUAGGAGGGGAGAAUGUUGUAAUAUACUAGGUAUUAAGAUGUUUUAAAAUUGUAUUCUAUAGUAUACUGUCUAUAGUGUGCGCUAUAUAAUUUACAUUACCGUAUGCAACAGGGCAAAGCCAAACACACAUUGCUCUGUGAAAUCAAACAUUUUGUGGCAUACAGCAUUGUUUUGGGAUGCUGGGUUUUAUUUUAAUUUUACAUUUAGAGUGCCUUAUAUUUGCUGCCUAUUUUGAAUAGCAUUUCUUUAAGUUAGCCUUCAUUUGUAUUUAGUUCAGUUUGUUCAUGUCUCUGUUAUUAUUUUCAAACAUUUUAAUACAUGUAACAGACAAUUUUGAAAAAUAUGCAUUUCCAGUUUCUAAUCAACUAUGGAUGGUAAUAAAUGAUAACCCAAAACAUGUAGGUAGUCAAGGCCCUUUAUCUUUCCAUAUUUCCAAUAACCGACCAGCCCACAAAUUAAAAAUCUAUUUCUCGUUGGCUUUUCAAACCUAUGGCGUCACUGAUUAUAGUGUUAUCAUUGCAGAGAUGUAGCAGUACACUAGCAGCAGCUGACGUUAGCAGUGCUCAUGCAUCUUUUUUUUUUUAUUUAUUUUGGACCAAGUCCUGGACAUUCGAUUUUGUCAACGGAGUACUAAAGUCAAACCAUUGCUUUCAGUGGGAGGGUUCAUGUAAGGCUGGCAAGACUGAGCCCACAGGGUAUAUUUGAGAGUGACACUAGAUUUUCUUCCUGGAAACAAAGAAAUUUCUGUAAACAGCACAAAGUACUUUUUGAGACUCUUAGUAGGAUGCCAUUUACAUUGAUCCUGGUUUCCAUCAUGCCUUCUACCAUUGUCAGUGCAUGAGUAUUACUGGAGUUCUUUCUUGAGGUUUCAAAUAGGAGCAGUGGUAUGACUUGUCAAUGUGACCUCAACUUUUUUUCUUCUUCCACUUUACCCACUACUAGCAGAAAGAAAAAAUAUGAAAGACCAAACUCUAGCAAGCAUUGUAUUUGAGCACUUUUGUAAAGAAAACAAAAAACAAACAAAAAAAAUUAUAUAAAUAUAUAUAUAUAUAUAUAUAUAUAUGGAAUAGGAGGCUACCUCAGAAUGAGAUUCUAUAACUUGCAUCUGAACCAGAGAAGAAUGUGCACUAUGUUUCUUUUUUCUUCUUCUUUCUUGAUUUGUAUAUUAAAAUAAUUAUUGAAGUGCCAGGUUAGUGGUGUGGUCAUGUUCUUCAACUCAAAUGAAGAGGAUCAGAAAAACACUAUAAUCAAAAAAAAGCAUCAUUUUGAAAACAUAGGCUAGGGAAAGAUUCUUACACACUGGUUCUGUAAAAGGAUCAGAGCAUUCUCCCUAGCAGAUUGUCUUGCAAGCUCCGAAGAAAGUGAGGGAAUAAAAAAAAGAAAGCAGAGCCAAUUUGUGAGGAAAACUGUUGUAUAACUAAAUACUCCUUUUAGUUUUUAUGUUUCUUAAGAUAACUGUUAGCAUCAUUGAUGUGCAUUCCACUUUCUGUACUCUUAUAUGCAGUCAUUCUACAGUUAAAUUAAAUUGUGAGCAUCUUUCUCUACAUGCAUCAUACAUUUCCAAGCUUAAAAUUGGUUUCAUCAGCAUAACCAGUACGGUGCUAUUAUUUAUGUUUGUAUGUGUAGUUAUGUCUAAUUUUGUAAUUAGUUGCAAUGGGAAAAAAAACAACAAAAGAUAUAAAAAUGAUUUUUACAGAAGUUUAAUUUAGCUGUUUUUAAAAAAAAUUAUUUGAGUGCUUAGAUAGUAUGGAGGAUGGCUGGGAGAAGGAGUGGCCCUCUAGGGAGAUUUGCACUUUCUAUAUAUACCUUUGUACUAUGCACUGCCCUAUUGAUUCUACACCCAAUAAUAUUAUAACUUGAACCCAUCUGUAAGAAACUGCUUAUAAAAUCCACUUGUGUGUAUUUAAAUGACACAGAACAUGUAAAAAGGAAAAAAAAAAGUUUGCAAUGACUAAAAAAAAGCAACUGCUUUUUUUUUCCUUUUAUUCUCUCUUUUUUUCUUUAUUUUUCAUUUUUUUAUUAUUUUCUUUUCCUUUUUUCCUUUUUUUUUUUUUUUUUUUUUUUUUUUUUUUCUUGGUGCCCUGAUACUCCACAGAUAUCAGAAGGCUGCAGGUCUCAUCAUAACCAUCUGUUACGUGGCUUUGCCAUUCAAGCUUGGAGUGUCUUUACAAAGAAAAUAAAAAUUGUGUUCUUUGCUCUUGUUUUGGAUGCAUAGACUGAAAAAUUUAAAAAAUUACCUUGUAAAAUGGCUUGUUAAAAAAGAUACAAUUACCUCUAAUUAGUAGUACGCGUAAAUGUUUUACAGAAUGAAAGGCGUGCUUUUUAUUUUCUUACUUCGUUACAUUGGUGGCGAAAGAAAGUCUGUAUGAAAAUCAGUUCUUUGCUGACACAAGUUCCAUUUGUUACAAAUGAAUUCUAAUAAAAUGUCAGUGUUAUGCA